This is a messenger RNA of Dissoconium aciculare CBS 342.82, 1428 nucleotides long. Its product is annotated as ribosomal protein L2. The record is from RefSeq and is a predicted model, not a curated record. Gene Ontology annotation, biological process: cytoplasmic translation. The transcript is spliced from 2 exons. Gene Ontology annotation, molecular function: RNA binding; structural constituent of ribosome; transferase activity. The coding region runs from base 241 to 1374 and encodes 377 amino acids. Lineage: Eukaryota; Fungi; Ascomycota; Dothideomycetes; Mycosphaerellales; Dissoconiaceae. Gene Ontology annotation, cellular component: ribosome; large ribosomal subunit.
UGAGCCACGUGACUUGUGAAUUCUCGCGCGCCUCGCGCUCUACAGCAACUGUGCCGAGCCAGGCACGUGAUGCAUCAGGAGCGGCCCUCGCCAGAAUUAGUUGACAAGCGAAUGUCCGGGCAAAGCUGUCCAGCUCAAUUAGUGGUGAACCUCCCAGCUGGCGUUGCAUUGAAUUUCAUCACGGCAUCACACGAAAUCCACGGUUGAUCGGGGCAUCGCUGUCAGCAUCUCACAGCCAAGAUGGCAAUUCUGCAGGCGCGCCUGCAGAAAUCGAUUUGCGAUCAAUGUCGGAACUUCUUCACAAACCGCAUAAGGACAUAUGCCACUGCAACAACCAUUGCUCCGAGCACGCUCGAUGCGGCGCCCACGAAUGAAGGCAUCACAUUCGGGAUGCCUUCAACGUCUCCACAGUCCCGGCGUGAGGCCAAAGGUAGCGCGACCAUGCGGACAUACAAGCCACGAACUCCUGGAACACGACAUCUACGCCGACCCAUCAACGACCAUUUAUGGAAGGGCAGACCUUAUAAAAAGCUCACUUUCCCCAAAAUUGGGCAAGGAAAGGGAGGCAGGAAUAACAGUGGUCGAAUCACAAUGCGUCACCACGGUGGUGGUCACAGGCGACGGAUCCGGAUGGUGGACUACGAGCGAAAGGAACCCGGUGGACAUGUGGUCGAGCGUAUCGAGUACGAUCCCAACAGAUCCGCGCACUUGGCACUCAUCGAGCAUCCAACGACUAAAGUCAAGAGCUAUAUCAUUGCCGCAGAGGGAAUGCGAGCUGGUGAUGUGGUUGAAUCUUUUCGAUCGGGAAUCCCGGAGGCCUUGUUACAGAGCAUGGGAGGUGUCAUCGAUCCAGGAAUCUUGGCUGCAAAGACUUGUUUCAGAGGCAAUUGUCUGCCGCUGCGUUUGAUUCCAGUUGGCACACAAGUAUAUAACGUCUGCACCCGGGUGUCCGGUGGUGGCGUAUUCUGUCGUAGCGCUGGGACAUUCGCUACGGUCGUUGGCAAGGGCGAUCGAUCCACUGGCUUCCAAGUCAUCCUUAGAUUGCAAAGUGGAGAGGUGCGAAAGUUCGACAAGGACGCCUGUGCGACUGUCGGCGUGGUCAGCAACCCCAACCACCACUUUCGACAACUUGGUAAGGCCGGGCGCAGUCGAUGGCUGAACAUUCGACCAACCGUCCGUGGUCUUGCAAUGAACGCAGUCGACCAUCCUCACGGUGGUGGUCGUGGUAAGAGCAAGGGUAACGUACACCCUGUGUCAAUCUGGGGCACUCCGGCCAAAGGAGGUUACAAAACGAGGAGAAAGCGGAACCCGAACAAAUAUGUCGUCACAGAGCGUCCUCGGAAUCACGGCAAGCGGAGGACGUCAAAGAGGUAAUCUGCGCACGUGUCAAGGGGAAAGGUUAGAAGUGGACUUGUAUAUUUGGCUGGC